AUUACACCAUGGAGGUUUCAGGGCAUUUCCGGUUUACAAAAUUUUACACGUUUGACAAGUAGUAGAAGAAUGGUUUUUAGCAUAUUUAAAAUGUUUGAUGAUGUCAUCUUGCAAAGAUGAAGACGAAAGUAGUUUAGAAACUGGCGACCUUGGUCUCGGAUUGGGAUUAAAACCAGGUUCUUUACCAAUCUUAAAUGUGUUGCGUUAUAACGACGUUGGUAGUAAAAAGGAUUUCCCAUCAGUAACAGAUAAACCACUUGUCCCACCAAACCAGAACCAAUAUUCACAGAUUGAAAAGAUCCGUGGUAAAAAUAAAAUUUUAAAAGACAGUGUUAAUAAAGGAUUGGGUGCUAAAACUGAAGGACAGAUUCCCUCGAGUAAUAUGAAUCGCGGGAGGACUCCGAGUGUAGAAGAACAUAAAACAGUGGCAGAAGCAGCCAAUAUAAACCGCGAUGACAUCUUGAAAAAGUUAGCAGAGGCUGAGCAGGAGGUUGAAGAACUGAAGACAGAUCUUGAGGUUUAUGAAAAGAGACUGGAGUCCAAGUACAAAGCUAUUGCUAUAUUAAGAAAACAGAUAUUUUCACGUGAAGAGGGUAUGGAUGCAUGUGAGAGAAAAAGCAGAAAAUAUGAAGAGUCCCUAGAAAAAGAAGUCAACACUCUAAAUUUUGAGUUAGGAAAAAGGGAAACGACUUUUGAAAAUAGCCAACAAAUGUGGGCAGUAAGAUUUGACAGUAUUUGCAGGGAAAAUGUCUCCUUAACAGCUGAGCUGGAUCAGAAAUCCUUGGAACUCAGAGAAGUAAAGGCACAGAAAACAGUGUUGUGCAGAGAGCGAGAUGAGUUGUUGGCCUUGCUAGAUGUCAAGGAGAGAGGGCGCUAUAUGAGGUCACGCAGUGUUUCGGAGGAUGAAGCGUACAGCGAGUACACCUCUACAGAGCUGGCUGUUCUAGGCGCCUGUAAGUGCAGGGUUACCUCCCCUGAGCCCUGUGGUUGUGCACAUGCUGCUGCAGCCCUUAGAAGGGAAUUGUGCAAACUAAAAGAGCAGUAUGAAGCGCAGUUACGAAGACGAGAUGAGGCUUCUCAGACAGUGGACGCUUACAGAGCAGCAUUUGAGGAACAGCUCUUUAAAAACAAACAGUUGAUGUUAAAGCUGGCAGAACUCGCUGUCGCUGGACCAUCGAGAUACGAAAAGGCAAAGGUCAUUCUCAAAAAUCUUAUUCAUCUCCUGAAUGAUGAUGACUACCUUUGUGAGAUAACCAAUCAGAGACAGAACGUCUACAGCAUCAAUGGGAAUUUAAAAUCGGGGCCAAAGUUUGAGCAGGAGAGCCAUUCUGAUCCUGUGAUGAAUGACAGAGACCUGGUUAUGGCACUUACUGAAAUAUUACACCAGAGAAAUGAAGCAUUUGCACACAAGAAGCUUGCAGCUCAAGUUCUGAGUGACCGUGUUAGGGAAUUGGAGAACCAGCUUAGCAAUUAUCAAACGGAGGACCACCAGGAAGCGGCCCACUCCUAACAGUGACCAGAAUUCAGAAACAAUCUCAUCACUUUGACGAGAGAAAAUGAAAAAUAGCAGUAAGGUCAACAUGAAAUCAAGCAUUUUUUAACACUUCUUGCGUUUUUAUAUGUAUUUGCAUUUUGAUUGUCGGUGUACAGAAGCAAGGUUUCUAACCAUUGUACAAUUUUUAUACUAUCUAUAGAUUGAUAAGUACUGUGGUUUUGGAUUGGCUUUUUAUACUGUAUGAAUAUUAUACUGGUUUUGAAUGUGGGUAGCUGUAUUUUGGCAAAAAAUUUGCCUUAAUUCUGCGAUGGCAAAAGAUCCGUCACACAGAUAAAGUUUUAGUUAUCCAUGUACGAUGCUGAAUCAUGAGUGUAAAAAUUAAAAUCUUGAAAAAUAUAUAUAUCUUUAAGAAAUAAUUCAAUUUUUGAAAAUACAUAUUAAAGGACAUGAACUACUAUGCUUUAUGCCAGCAUACCAGUUACUUCAUGAAGGACAUUAGCGUCUCAUGAAAAGUCUGCUGGCGUGAAGCGUUGCUGUUUAUACCCUCAUGCAUUUUCAAAAAUGAAAUUCAUUUUUUAUAUCUAAAUUCUACCAUCAUUUCUGUCGUAAUUCCCAGCUGUUAAAAUAGUCAUACGAUAUUUAUCAAGAUUCAUAUGCACAUUGUUCACAUUCAUGAGGAAAUGGCUAUCAUCUCAAUUGGUAAAGAUUUCGAAGACGAAAACAUUGGAAAUGUAAAUAUAUGUAUAUAUUUCUUAUACAAACCACACAAAAAAACAUAUCUUUUAAGAAAAUUUUGAAAAUGUACCACAUGGUGCAGAUGUGUCGAAGAACUGGGGUGCAGGACCAUGAAUGGCGAUGCUUUCCUUGGUUGUGUACCAAUACAGUCCAGUAGUGUUGUAAGGUUUAUAGAAUUGUAUACUGCUUUCCAUGAAUCAAACUACACUCAUGUUUGCUGGUAAAAUAAGUGGUGUAUACAUUCCUGGUGUCAAAUUUGAUUUUUUUAAAAAAUACUUGGGUGUUGGAAAGGCAUUUUAUUUUUAUAUUGUUUUGUUUUAUUUAUUUAAAUGUGUUAUGUAUAUAUACAGUGUAUAUCAAUAUUUGUAUAUUAUUUUCAUAUAGAUAGUCCCAAACCUUUUGAAAUGCUCAUUCUUCUUUUUUGUGCAAUGUAUAAUGUAGAGGCUUGAAGUAUUGAUGUUGUUUGCCAAUCAAUGAAGAGUCCUAACCUGUCAGAAUCAGCAGUGAAUUCCAUCUGAUGUGUAUGUUUAUAUGUGAUUUACACUUUUUGUAACCAAUAUAUGUCUUCCUUUAUUUUGAUUGGAAUAUUGUAGAGUGCCAUCUGUCCUAGCUUUAGCUCUCAGACAUUCCAUAUUCAUCUUGCCAGUGAGGUAUUUCAUUGCAAAACUAAUUGACAAAUCAGUUUGCUUAGGCUUUUUGGUACCAAGUGAUUGCAAGUAUUCUUGACCAGGUUAUUAUUUUUAUACCCUUAACAAACAAAAGUUGGAGUGUUUUCUAGUAAUUUUCAUCACCAUCCUUUUGUCUGUCAUAUGUUGUUUCUUGGCAAAAUAUUCACAUUAGAGAAGAGUGAAAGUUCUUACUUGACCUUUCCGAAUUGUUUACUAGUACUGAGCCAAGGUCAUUUAGAAAAGAUCAAGGUCAAGUUGAUCCAAAAUUUUCUUUAAGGAUGUUCGCUCCCAAGUAUGAAAAUUAUUUUUUUCAAAUUGCGAAGUAUAAUUUUAAAAUUGGUACAUAUAUGAUGAAUUAAAAAUCUUAGAGAAAAGUUGGAACUAAAUGCUUCUUAAUGAGUUUGAUGAGUUCGACCUUUUUGUAGUUGAAUUGUUUCAAAUACAUGUAUACCCAUGUGAUAAUUCACUGUCGGGGAUUGAAUCUCCAUUUUAAUUGUGAUAUCAGAUAAAUGUAAAAGGAUCUAAUUUAACAAACCUUAUGGUAAAAAUUCAUGAUAUAUCUUUUGAAUCAGCUGUGACCUAUUUUAAAAAUGUUAAUGAAUUUAAUGCAAGAGUUCUAUUUUGCUUUAAGAUAUUUCCAUAUCAAAAAGUUUUUUUGAAACUCGUGUAAAUAACAUUGUAAUUUCCUUUAUUUAGGAGUGGGAAUUUAAGGAGGGUCGUAAUAAAAUUAUCAAGAUAGAAAACUGCAAAUGGAAUGCAAGUGUGAAAUUUUUUCUGAAGCUUAUUUAGACUUUUCAAAAAUAUUUACAUGGUGUUAUUAUCAUCUUCUUCAAAGUAUAAAAACCUUUUUACUUAUCAGGUAAUACUGAAUCACCGAUGUCAGCUCUAAAGGUUUAUAUCUAGUCUGGUGUGUAAAUGAAAGGUUUACGAACGAGGAAAUUGUGCUGAUUUCCAAUUAUUUCUAAAACUGCGAAUGCCACAUUCCCGACAUUAAUAUUGUUAUAUUUAGAACUACAUUCCCUUUUUUAUACAUCCGUUUAGCUAGUGAUCACUGUACUUUUUCUCCUUGCGAACAGUUUUGAUUGGUCUUUUUUUUUUUUCACUGUUGUUUUCUACCAAGCCGUUGGACGGUGAUUAGUCAGCAGAUUAUUGUGAUGUCAUCCUGUCACGCAAUGACACACUGCUUUCAGUUUCAUUUAUAUCACAUUAAAUGCACCAACAUCUCUUUAAAAGGAUUUAAGAUGGUGAGAUUUGUAAAGCUGAUAUUUAUGGUUGCAAAAUAGAAGGAGUAGUUGGAAUAAGUUUAAUGGCAUAGCCAUUUUUAGUAGUAAGGAUAACAAAAGCUUUGUGUUGGGCAAUAAUUAUAAACCUUGAGGGCUAACAUAAUCAUUGUUGCCCUCAGCCCUAGUCAAUAAUGUAGUGCAAUAAAAGUUGUUACCUUGAAAUCUUUAAUUAAAGUGUAAAAAAUCAAUAUGAUUUUAAAAUGAAAUUAUUAAAACCACAAUAAUGUUUUGGAAUCCUUAUGAGCGAACAUUUUAAAUGGUUCAGUCAAGAUCACAGAGAUUCAGGUAAAAAGACUAACAAUGUAGCAUGCAGGAAUUGUUAGGAAUCGUGCAUUUUAUUGCACAUGGGGCAAAGGUCAUUAAAAAGGGUCAAGAUGCGAGUUCUUUUUGGAUUGCUCAUCAAGUUUAUCUGUUAAUUUGUUUGUUUGGUUUUUAAUUAUUGUUUUUAUGGUCCAUGAACAUUACAUUUUCCAUAUACAGUUGGUAUUUAUAAUUUUUCCCCAAAGGUAUUGUCACAAAUUUCAUAUGGAUAUAAGGUGUUGUCAUGCUUUUAUACAUUCUCAUUUACUUGCUUCGUAAGUGCAAUAAUGUUACUUAUUCAUACCAUGAGUACUUGAAAUCCAAUUUGACAAUUUAAUAAUCGUACAUCUUGAGGUUGGUAGGUAUCAAGGAGUGGGAGACGAAAUAUAACCAUGGAUAAUUAAAAUCUUUUUAGGGGUACUUUCCUUGCAGGCUCUGUUUUAGAGUACCUGCAGGUAAGACAAGUUUUCAGUCAACAUAUGAUUAAAGUGGUUAUGGUACAUCCUCUUCCAUAUGAAUUGAUUUUUAUAAGUACAGUACUAAUAUGAGAAAGCUUUGGUGUCAGGGAUUUAGUCUAGUCAUUAAUAGAAUCUCAGAAAUUUAACAAGUUAGUGCAAUUACUACAUACAUGAUCAUUUAUUAUCUAAUUCCAUGUAUUAAGGUAUAGUGGCUGUUGAAUGGCUGCUCAGAGUACAUAAUGCAUUUGAACUCCAGAUUGGAGCAUGAAUUCUCCAGAAUGUACAGAGAAAUUUUUGCAUAAAACGAAAUUUGAUUACAGAAGGACUGUAAUUUUAUUAAUUAGCUACAGAUGCAAAGUUAAAAUCUCAUCUCUAACCUUGAUGUGGAUCUCAAGUUUCCAUAGAUUUGUGGUUCAUGCAUUGCAUUUUAAAUGUUUAUUGGUAUUGUUCAAAAGAUGUUACAAGUUAUAGAAAUAAAACUCUGUGUGUGCUAGA
This is a messenger RNA of Ostrea edulis (European flat oyster), 5434 nucleotides long. RefSeq names its product coiled-coil domain-containing protein 125-like. Gene Ontology annotation, cellular component: cytoplasm. The transcript is spliced from 11 exons. The record is from RefSeq and is a predicted model, not a curated record. NCBI's taxonomy places the organism in Eukaryota, Metazoa, Mollusca, Bivalvia, Ostreida, Ostreidae. Gene Ontology annotation, biological process: negative regulation of cell motility; negative regulation of Rho protein signal transduction. The coding region runs from base 98 to 1510 and encodes 470 amino acids.